Molecule: messenger RNA, 1254 nt
Organism: Postia placenta MAD-698-R-SB12
Lineage: Eukaryota; Fungi; Basidiomycota; Agaricomycetes; Polyporales; Adustoporiaceae
Exons: 4
Coding region: 7-1254 (415 amino acids)
Biological process (GO): regulation of mitotic cell cycle; protein phosphorylation
Cellular component (GO): nucleus
Molecular function (GO): cyclin-dependent protein serine/threonine kinase activity; ATP binding
Source: RefSeq, a predicted model, not a curated record
GCCGACAUGUCAGAUACUGCUGAUUACCUGACGCCAUCCCGCAAGCGGUCUCGCUGGGAUGUCGAUGAAGAGGAUACUCAGAUACCACUCAGCCAGCAACCCCCGAAACGUCGUUCAAAAAGCAGAUCUACUAUCUCGUCAGUUCCCGAUCACCCACAACCACAGCAGAAGCCUAGCAAGCCUGAGGCAAGGCAGGGCAGCUCAGAGCGUCGCCGCCCGACGCACAGCAUAUACGUACCUCCACGGACUUCUCAUCCCCAACUACAGCCAUCUCGUUCGGUUUAUAGUUAUGAGAGGCUGAACUCGAUCGAAGAGGGUUCCUAUGGCGUUGUCUUUCGUGCGCGGGAUAAACAAACCGGAGACAUUGUUGCUUUGAAGAAGCUGAAGCUAGAUGAAGAGAAGAACGGAUUCCCCAUUACAGCGCUGCGCGAGGUCAACUCGCUCAUGAUGUGCAAGCAUGAGAACGUAGUUGGGAUACGAGAGGUUGUGGUUGGAGACACUCUAACACAAGUGUUCAUUGUCAUGGACUUCAUUGAACAUGACCUCAAGACGCUUCUCACUGUCAUGCCAUCGCCCUUCCUGCAGUCCGAAAUCAAGACACUGAUGUUGCAACUAUUAUCAGCUGUCGCUCACUGCCACGACCGUUGGAUUCUGCAUCGUGACCUAAAGACCAGCAAUCUAUUGAUGAACAACCGUGGCACCAUUAAAGUGGCCGACUUCGGCCUUGCUAGGAGAUAUGGAGACCCAGUUGGUGUCGGCGGUUUGACGCAACUUGUAGUGACGCUGUGGUACCGGGCGCCUGAGAUCCUCCUCGGUGCGAAGGAGUAUUCGACCGCCGUCGACAUGUGGUCGGUCGGGUGCAUCUUUGCCGAGCUGCUCCUCAAGGAACCGCUCUUCGAAGCAAAAGGAGAGAUUGAGCUACUAUCCAUGAUAUUCAAGCUGCUCGGACCGCCGACCACUCACUCCUGGCCAGACUACCACACCUUGCCUCUAGCGAAGACAAUCAGCCUGCCGCCUCCGCAACUGCCGCAGUUGCAGCAGAAGUUCCACUAUAUCACAGCAGCUGGCGUUGAUUUGCUCUCGCGCUUGCUCACGUACGACCCUGAGAGACGGAUAUCCGCCACAGAGGCCUUAAAACAUCCGUACUUUAGCGAGUCGCCGUUUCCCAAACACCCUGACCUCUUUGGCUCGUUUCCAUCGGCGGCCGCAGGCGAAAAGUAUGUGCUCGUCCCUGAUAGGGUACUUAUCUUCUGA